Molecule: messenger RNA, 1035 nt
Organism: Laetiporus sulphureus 93-53
Lineage: Eukaryota; Fungi; Basidiomycota; Agaricomycetes; Polyporales; Laetiporaceae
Exons: 2
Coding region: 1-936 (311 amino acids)
Molecular function (GO): protein binding
Source: RefSeq, a predicted model, not a curated record
AUGGCUGUCUUAAAGCGUCAGAACUCCCAACCUUCUGAGAUACAUGCACGCGCUCGCAGGGCCAGGUUACCACGCGAUCUCACUGCCCGUUCAACAAUUGCCCCAACAGAGGUAUCCGUGGGCGUUGAAGCAGCCCCGUCCACAUCAACUGCAGCAGCCCCGAACCACCGUCAUGACAGACUGAGUGCGGCUGAGAAGGGAAUAACGGCUGCCAUUGUGAUCGUCGCCGUGUUGAUUCUCGGGCUCCUCGCUUGGAAGAUCGGGAAAUGGAGACGGCAGAAAUCCCGCGCAGCGUCCAACUCAAUCAACAUCUCAUUGAUGGCGAAAAAGCAGGGCGGAAAGGCCAUCCACAUCGACUUCGACAGUGACGGACGUGUAAUGGAGAAACCCACCAUGCACGUCGCUCUACCUGCAGUACCUCCAGCGAGCGCAAAGCAGACAUCGAUGAGCGCUAGCAAGCCGUGGAUGCAUGUCCUCGCAAGCGCUCUACCGACUUUCCCAGGGUCGACAACACGCCCACGUGAUGAACGCGACGAGCGCUCUCCCCCACCGUCCUACAGCGUCUUCGCGAACGGCGCUGCGAGUCCCCCUUCAUCUCACCGCGUCCAACCACCUUCUCUCGAUAUUCCAACAAAACAUGACUCGGCACGUGUCGUCGUACCGAGCCCGCGCUCCGCCUCGUACGGUGUCGAUUCACCAUUGUACAAGGCUCCGCUGCUCACUGGUGUUCGGCCGAAAUCCUUACUCGUUAGCAAGCCUCUGCCCCGUGUGAUGGUGGUCCAAAACACCUUCAAGCCAUCGUUACCGGACGAGCUCCUGAUUAUGAUCGGCGAGAAGCUGAAGUUACUGGAGGAGUACGAGGAUGAAUGGUGUCUGGUCGAGAGGGAAGGCUCGAAGGGAGUUGUCCCUCGUUUCUGCCUGAGCGAACAAGCAUAGAGAUAUUACUCGCUUCGUAGUCUUCGCUCGCCUUUUAAUGCCCUGGUGUGUUCUACUCUCCACACCUGCCACUCUUUACAUUCACGCCAUAUUUAUUAU